This is a messenger RNA of Marmota monax (woodchuck), 1911 nucleotides long. It is a transcript of the gene Sccpdh, whose product is annotated as saccharopine dehydrogenase (putative). Gene Ontology annotation, cellular component: plasma membrane; mitochondrion; lipid droplet. Bases 82 to 1371 code for a protein of 429 amino acids. The transcript is spliced from 12 exons. Lineage: Eukaryota; Metazoa; Chordata; Mammalia; Rodentia; Sciuridae. The record is from RefSeq and is a predicted model, not a curated record. Gene Ontology annotation, biological process: glycolipid biosynthetic process.
GCCCGGUACUGGAGUCGUGGCUUGAGGCGCAGGCGCGGUGGACUCAGCCCGCCCCGGGCCUCGGCUUGCUGUGGACUCGUCAUGGCGACUGAGCAAAGGCCUUUCCACCUGGUGGUGUUCGGCGCCUCUGGCUUCACCGGCCAGUUCGUGACCGAGGAGGUAGCCCGGGAGCAGGUGGCCCGGGAUCGGAGCUCCCCGCUGCCGUGGGCGGUGGCGGGCCGCUCCCGGGAGAAGCUGCAGCGAGUGCUGGAGAAGGCUGCACUGAAGCUGGGAAGACCGACACUGCCAUCUGAAGUUGGAGUAAUAAUUUGUGAUAUCACUAACCCAGCCUCACUGGAUGAAAUGGCUAAACAGGCAACAGUUGUCCUCAAUUGCGUAGGACCUUAUCGAUUUUAUGGAGAACCUGUAGUAAAAGCAUGUGUUGAAAAUGGAACUAGCUGUAUUGACAUCUGUGGAGAACCUGAGUUUCUGGAACUAAUGUGUUUGAAGUAUCAUGAGAAAGCUGCUGAAAAAGGGGUUUAUAUCAUUGGAAGCAGUGGCUUUGACUCCAUUCCAGCAGAUCUGGGAGUAAUAUAUACCAGAAAUCAAAUGAACGGUACUUUGACUGCUGUGGAAAGUUUCCUUACUGUACAUUCAGGACCUGAGGGAUUGUGUAUUCAUGAUGGUACCUGGAAGUCAGCAAUUUAUGGUUUUGGAGCUCGGAGUAAUUUGAGAAAACUAAGAAGUGCAUCAAAUCUGAAACCUGUCCCACUCAUUGGUACAAAAUUGAAAAAAAGGUGGCCUGUUUCUUAUUGUAGAGAACUCAACACAUAUUCCAUUCCUUUCUUGGGAUCUGAUAUGUCUGUUGUGAAGCGGACUCAACGUUACUUGUAUGAAGUUUUAGAGGAAUCACCAGUUCAAUAUGCUGCUUAUAUAACUGUGGGAGGCAUCACCUCUGUUAUUAAGCUGAUGUUUGCAGGACUUUUCUUUUUAUUUUUUGUGAGGUUUGGCAUUGGAAGGCAUCUUCUCAUAAAAUUCCCAUGGCUCUUCUCCUUUGGUUAUUUUUCCAAACAAGGUCCAACACAAAAACAGAUGGAUGGCUCAUCAUUUACAUUGACAUUCUUUGGUCAAGGAUACAAACAAGGCCUUUCUACUGAUAAGCUCAAACCAAAUAUCAGAAUUUGUACUCAGGUGAAAGGACCAGAGGCUGGCUAUGUGACUACCCCCAUAGCCAUGGUUCAGGCAGCCAUGACUCUUCUAAACGAUGUCUCUGAUCUUCCUAAGGCGGGCGGUGUCUUCACACCUGGAGCAGCUUUCUCCAAAACAAAAUUGAUUGACAGACUCGGCCAACAUGGUAUUGAAUUUAGUGUCAUUAGCAGCUCUGAAGUCUAAACAUUUGAAGAAUUAGCUGAAGUCAUAAAAUGCAUGAUUAACAACUUCUGUAUUUGAUAUUUGAAAUUCUUCUAUAAACCUAUCUGACUGUAUAUGGAAAAGAUUGUCAAAUCUAAAUACCUACACAUUAAAGGCAGGAAAUUGUACUAGCUUACUCUAACUUUCAAAUCUCAGCUGAUUUAUGAUUUUCUUGCUUGUGAAAGAAAACUAAUAUUUGACUGACUUUUUCAUUGAAAUGUUCUUGGUAAAUUUUAUGAAUGUGCUGGCAGGUCAGAUGGUGGAGGAAGUGUCCUUGUCUGUGUUGCUAACUGCAUUCCUAGUGAGGAUUGCUGGGGCUGGCUUUCAGCCAGGGCAGUAACUGCUGCCUUGCUUGCUAUGGUGUUGAAUGGAAUCUCACCCUCCAGUGAGUUUCUCUGCAUAUUGUGUGAGAUUUUGCUAAAUUAAACUGCACUUUUUUUCUAUUUUAGCAUAGUUUUUCACCCAUCUACACUGAUUUUGGACUGUUUACCUAAGUUGAAUAAUAAAGGAUUUUCAAUUGAA